Antechinus flavipes (yellow-footed antechinus) is the source of this 2312-nucleotide messenger RNA. RefSeq names its product zinc finger protein 664-like. The transcript is spliced from 5 exons. Lineage: Eukaryota; Metazoa; Chordata; Mammalia; Dasyuromorphia; Dasyuridae. Gene Ontology annotation, biological process: regulation of DNA-templated transcription. The coding region runs from base 221 to 1501 and encodes 426 amino acids. The record is from RefSeq and is a predicted model, not a curated record.
ACCUGCGAUCUCUGUCUCCUUCCCUGGAGCUGCUAUCUCCUCCUUUUUGGACCUGCGAUCUCUGCCUUCCCUGGACCUGCCUUCUGAAAGCCAGCGCUGUGCUGUGGAUGCAGGUACCAGAUCAGCUUCUUGCCCAGGAAAAGAAGAGAAAGAAGGGUCCCCUCUGGAGUCCUGCUCCCAGCUUAAGCCUGCAGAGGACCAAGGCCUGUCCCAGACAACAAUGGCCCCUGGGAGGCGCAGAAUCCCACCCCAGGAGUUGGUGACAUUCCAGGAUGUGGACGUGGACUUCACCCUGGAGGAAUGGGGCCUCUUGGACCUUUCUCAGAAGGAGCUGUACAAGGAGGUCAUGCUGGAGAAUGCUCGGAACCUUCUUUUCUUGGGCUUGCCAGCUCCCAGAGACAUGAUUUCUCAUCUUGAGCAAAGGGAAGCACUGGGGGUGCUGGAGCAGGAAGUCCUGAGGAGCUGCUGCCCAGAAGGAGAGAUUACACUUGCCAUGAAAGAGCCUACUGCAAAGCUAAGCAUUGCUCUGGAAGGAACUCCCAAGCCAAGCUUCAUGAGUGAUAGGCCCCAAUACUUCACUAGGAGACAGACCUGUGUUAUACUUCACAGAAACCACACAGGAGAGAAAACUUAUGAUUAUCAUCAUGGGAAAGACUUGAGUCAGCAGUCAUUCUUUAUUAAGCAUCAAAAGCUUCACACUGAAAAGAGACCACCUGAGUGUCAUGAAUGUGGUAAAGCUUUCAGAGAACACUCAUCCUUCCUGAUACAUCAGAGAAUUCACACUGAGGAGAAACCUUAUGAAUGUAGUCAGUGUAAAAAGACUUUUGGACAGGAAUGCCGUCUUGCUGUACAUCAGAGAAUCCACACUGGAGAGAAGCCUUAUGAAUGUCAUCACUGUGGAAAGGCUUUCAGAUGCAACUCCAAACUUUCCCUACAUCAGAAAGUCCACACUGGAGAGAAACAGAAUGAAUGUAGUCAAUGUGGAAAGGGUUUCAGAAGCAGCUACACUCUUGCUGUCCAUCAGAGAAUCCACACUGGAGAGAAGCCUUAUGAAUGUGAUCAAUGUGGAAAGACUUUUAGAUGUAACUCCAGUCUUCUAGUACAUCAGAGAAGUCACACCGGAGAAAAACCAUAUGAAUGUAUUCAAUGUGGAAAGAAUUUUCGACAGUACAACAGAUUCGCUGAUCAUCAGAGAAUCCAUACUGGAGAGAAACCAUAUAAAUGCCAGCAGUGUGCAAAAACUUUUAGAAGAAGUUGUGGUCUAGCUAAACAUCAGAGAAGCCACACGGGAGAGAAACCUUAUGAAUGUCAUCAGUGUGGAAAGGCCUUUUCACAGAGAUCCAAUCUUGCUUUACAUCAAAGAAUCCAUACUGGGGAGAAGCCUUAUGAAUGUGUUCAGUGUGGAAAGAAUUUCCGACAAUAUAACAAAUUGGCUGAACAUCAGAGAAUCCACAUUAGAGAGAACCUUAUGAAUGUAAUCAAUGUGGAAAGACUUUUCUAGAGGACCAGUCUUGCUGUACACUAGAAAACCCACACUGGAGAGAAAUCUUAUGAAUGUAUUUAAUGUGGAAAGGGGCUCAUAUGGCACUCCAUCUUACUCAUCACCAGAGAAUCCACACUUGUGAAAAACUUUAGGAAUAUGUUCAGUGCAGAAAGAAUUUCCAGCACUACAAUCAAUUUACUGAACAUCAGAAAAUCCAUAAUGGGGAGAAACCUUAUGAAUGUAAUCAGUGUGGAAAGGCUUUUCCCACAGAAGACCAAUCUUAGUGUACAUCAGAGAACCCCACUGGAGAGGAACCUUAUUAAUCUAUGUGGAAAGAUUUUCAUAUGGUGCUCCCAUCUUACUCUUCAUCAGAGAAGUCACACUGGAGAGAAAAUUUAUAAGUGUCUAGAAUAAAGCUUUUAACAUAUACUCUUACAGGUAAACAAAAGAGAAUAAAUAUUAGAAGACAAACCCCUUUAAUAGAAUUGAUAUGGAAAAUCAUUCAAGCUUAAUUCUCAUCAGAAAAUACAUAGGAGGUAGAAAUCACCUCCCUAUAAUGAACAUAAAAAAGUAUAUAAACGGAGUACAGAGCUUGUUAGAUAUCAAAAAAUUCAUCUUAUAUGAAUUCAAUGUAAAAAGAUCUACAUCUCUUCCUUUACAUCAAGAAUUCAUACUAGAGGGAGGACUUCUGAAUGUGUCCAAUCAGGACCUGUUUUUCCCUGGAAGAUGGAAGUCACUAGACAUCAAAAUAUUCACUAAGGAAAGAAGUUUUUAUAAAUGUGGCAAGACCUUCACUUGGUGUGUGUGUGCGUGUGUGUGUGUGUGUGUG